This is a messenger RNA of Mycena citricolor, 936 nucleotides long. The record is from the annotation of a GenBank genome assembly. Lineage: Eukaryota; Fungi; Basidiomycota; Agaricomycetes; Agaricales; Mycenaceae.
AUGGCACUGCCCGGCCCUGCUCUGUCUGCUUCGAGAGCUGCGCUCUCAGCCGCUUUGGCGGAUCAAGCUCCUGAGGCCGAAUCACUCGAGCCUGGCGAGAUCCAGGAGGUUGAGGUUGACAUGCAGGCACAAGCGGAGGGAAUCCGUACUGUGUUUAGUGAUCCCACGAAUUUCAACCACCCUCUCUAUUCGCCAUGGACUCUGUGGUUUGACUCGCCUCAAACUAAGGGUCGCAACCUCCCCCAAACACCGAUCUCCGCGUUUCCUCAGACUCCGGUGCCGCAGACGCCUGGUGUGGCUGCCGCUAUGGGCUGGAUGGAGGAUAUCAAGCGGGUCAUUAGCUUUGACAGUGUAGAGGAAUUCUGGGGUCUCUACAACAAUAUCAUUCCACCGUCCCAACUUCCUCCGAAGGCCAACUACUACCUCUUCAAGGAGGGUAUCAUCCCUGCGUGGGAAGACGACGCGAAUAAGAAUGGGGGUAAAUGGAGCAUUCAACUGCCCAAGGACAAGAACCGUAACAACGUUGACAAGAUGUGGCUCUAUACCAUGCUCGCUGCGAUCGGUGAAACCUUUGACCCGGCGCUGACGACAGAUCCAACAACACCCCCGCUCCAAUCACUCAUCACCGGUGUCAUUGUCUCGACAAGGCCACAGUUCUAUCGCCUGUCUAUAUGGACUCGUCUCGCGCCAGGGUCUAACGAUGAGGAAGACAAGUUACGGCAAAGGAUCGAAACAGUGGGCAAACACUUCAAGUCAAGCGUUUUGGGCUACUCCGACGGCCAGAAGUUGUCCGGGCCUCUGGCGACGGAAGUCGAGUUUUUGUCGCACAAGGACAGCGAGAAGAAAGGCGGCAAGGGCAAGAAGAUCGUUGUCUAAUAUAUUGUAAAAUCUUGCGGUGCCGAUGUAACUUACAAGUACAAAAACACAUCGAAAAGC